This is a messenger RNA of Rana temporaria (common frog), 776 nucleotides long. Its product is annotated as hepatitis A virus cellular receptor 1-like. NCBI's taxonomy places the organism in Eukaryota, Metazoa, Chordata, Amphibia, Anura, Ranidae. The record is from RefSeq and is a predicted model, not a curated record. Bases 39 to 653 code for a protein of 204 amino acids. The transcript is spliced from 2 exons.
UCGGAGACACUCAAGCUGUCACACCGAGACCGACUACAAUGCAGAAUAUAACGACUCCGCAGUGUGAUCAUUGUCCAAAAAAGACCGAACACCCCACCAAACAUCGUACCACUGUGCUACACACUGAUCAUACCACACAUCGUACCACUGUGCUAUCCACCGAUCACACCACACAUCGUACCGCUGUGCUACCCACCGAUCACACCACACAUCGUACCACUGUGCUACCCACCGAUAACACCACACAUCGUACCACUGUGCUACCCACCGAUCACACCACACAUCGUACCACUGUGCUACCCACCGAUAACACCACACAUCGUACCACUGUGCUACCCACCGAUCAUACCUCGCAUCGUACCACCGUGCUACCUACCAAUCGUACCACACAACGACCUUCUCCUCCACCCAAACCCACGGAAUACAUUGUGGUUAACCUAGCAGGAGAAGUCUGUCUAAGAAUAAAGGCAAUCAUCAAAGUAAUGGUGCACUUUCCCAAGAUCGAAACUAUCACGUUCCCAUCGCCUCCAAUCACAGAGGUUUCUGGAUCUUGUAAUGACGACAUCGCACGGCUAUCCCUGAAAGAUCCAAAAAGAGAGCUUUACCUGAUAUUCAAAGAGGUAUGGAGGGCACAGACUGGGGGAGGGGUGUAAUGGAGGAUAAAAUAUGUCUAAAGAAUCACAGGAUGUCCAGUGGGUACAGAGGCAAUGGCAGUUAAAUAUCAAUGGAAUCUGCUUGUAAUAGGAGGGGACUAUUUGAUUUGCAGCCAGACAAUG